AUGUCGACGGAGAAAGACAUCAAGGCUGCGGAAGCCACGCAGGCUAGCAAUGUCGAAGAUACAACUUUCAACGAGGGACGCAAACUGUCGGCCGACGAGAUCCGGGCGACUAUUCGGUCUGACAGCAUUCCCAAUGUACACUCAACAAAGGAAGCCAUCGAAGCAGCCCAAGCUGGUGGUUGGGAAGCCGAUGCUUUAAUCGAAGAGUUGGAGAAGGAGCUCCAAGCUAGUGGCAAGAAGAAGGGCCAUUUCGAUCUCGAGUUCGACAACCCCAAGCAUUUCACAUGGCUGCUGGUUGCUUUCGCAUCUAUGGGAGGCCUGCUGUCUGGCCUGGACCAAUCCCUCAUCUCUGGCGCCAACCUCUUCCUCCCAGACGACCUGCAUCUGAGUGCCCAACAAAACUCUCUUGUCAACUCAGGCAUGCCCUUGGGAGCAGUAGCAGGUGCUCUGCUGCUCUCCCCAUGCAACGAAUGGUUCGGCCGGCGAUGGUCUAUCAUCAUCUCAUGUAUUCUCUACACUAUCGGCGGCGCCCUCGAAGCUGGUUCGAUAAACUACGGCAUGAUCAUUGCAGCAAGAGUCAUCCUCGGCAUGGGCGUCGGUCUCGAGGGAGGAACAGUCCCAGUCUAUGUCGCCGAGACAGUCGAACGAAAACUCCGGGGUAACAUGGUCUCCCUCUACCAGUUUAACAUCGCCCUCGGGGAAGUCUUGGGAUACGCAGUGGGCGCAAUGUUCGUCUCCGUUGAAGGCAACUGGCGAUACAUCCUCGGCUCAUCCCUCUUGUUCUCCACUAUCAUGCUCAUCGGCAUGCUCUACAUGCCGGAGUCCCCUCGCUGGUACAUGCACAAAGGCCGGGUGCUCGACGCAUACGGAGUCUGGAAACGCAUCCGUGGAACCCGCACGCUGGAGUCUCGUGAGGAGUUCUUCGUUAUGAAGGUGUCGCAGGAGGAAGAAGAUGCUGAAGUCGCCGCUGGUGCUGGAUCUCGUCGGGCCCCUUGGUUGGACUUCUUCACCAAGCCUCGCGCCCGUCGCGCUCUCAUCUAUGCCAACAUGAUGAUCUUCUUGGGACAAAUGACGGGUAUCAAUGCGAUUAUGUACUACAUGAGCGUCCUCAUGUCCCAACUCGGCUUCGACCAAUACCAGUCCAACUACAUGUCGCUUGUCGGCGGCGGCUCGCUGCUCAUCGGCACCAUCCCCGCCAUCUUCCUCAUGGAGACCUGCGGCCGCAGAUUCUGGGCCAUCGCCAUGCUUCCAGGCUUCUUCAUCGGUCUCGUGCUGGUCGGAGCCAGCUACCACGUUACCGGUCUCCAGGGCAAAGAAGGCGUGUAUCUUACCGGACUGAUCAUCUACGAGGUCUUCUUUGGGUCCUACGCUUGCUUAACCUGGGUCAUUCCUGCAGAGGUCUACCCAACAUACCUUCGUUCCUACGGCAUGACAGUCUCCGAUGCCCUCCUCUUCCUCUUCUCCUUUAUAGUCACGUACAACUUUACCUCGAUGCAAAACGCCAUGACGCCCACAGGCCUCGCCCUAGGCUUCUACGGCGGCAUCGCUGUCCUAGGCUGGUUCUACCAGAUUUUUUUCAUGCCGGAGACAAAGGACAAAACCCUCGAAGAAAUCAACCUGAUCUUCGAAAGACCCACGAUGGACAUCGUCCGUGAGAACGCCGCGAGUGCGUGGCAGAAUACCAAGGACCUUGGAGCUUUCAGGUUUAAGAAGGUGUUUAUUGAUCGUCAUACGCCAAGGAGGGCGAGUGUUGUGGAGCAGGUUGGUGGGAAGGGGGCUGCGUAG
Zasmidium cellare ATCC 36951 is the source of this 1785-nucleotide messenger RNA. RefSeq lists its product as uncharacterized. The record is from RefSeq and is a predicted model, not a curated record. The coding region runs from base 1 to 1785 and encodes 594 amino acids. Gene Ontology annotation, molecular function: myo-inositol:proton symporter activity. Gene Ontology annotation, cellular component: membrane. Lineage: Eukaryota; Fungi; Ascomycota; Dothideomycetes; Mycosphaerellales; Mycosphaerellaceae. The transcript has 5 exons. Gene Ontology annotation, biological process: transmembrane transport.